Molecule: messenger RNA, 1388 nt
Organism: Lathyrus oleraceus (garden pea)
Lineage: Eukaryota; Viridiplantae; Streptophyta; Magnoliopsida; Fabales; Fabaceae
Product: zinc finger BED domain-containing protein RICESLEEPER 1
Exons: 6
Coding region: 171-1388 (405 amino acids)
Molecular function (GO): DNA binding
Source: RefSeq, a predicted model, not a curated record
CUCGCCGACAACUUCCGGAAUAAGAAGCCUGAGAUUAUGGUUCCAGUCCCACAACUAUUGGUUUAGAGGUUAUUAAUAGGCCCACAACUCUUGUUGUGAAGAGAUUGAUCUUUGAGACAGUAACCUUGAGGUGGAAGUUGAAUCAUUCUCUUUCGGAGUAACAGCUUCAGAUGGAGCGCGGCAAAAGUAGCUUGCAAGGAGUUGGAGUUCCUAGCUUGCAAGGAGUUGGAGUUCCUAGCGGAGUUGUAGAUCAAGGAGUGAGUCAAGGAGCAGCUGCUGGUACUGCACUCCCUCCACUUCGAAAAAGGAAACUUAAUGCUAGUGGUAGUAGAAAAACUUCUACGGUUUGGGAAGAGUUUAACAUUUUACCGGAUGAGCCUGAACCUAUAGCCGCGUGUAAACACUGUCAUAAAAGGUACCGAUGUGACCCUAAAACACAUGGUACUUCUAACAUGCUAGCUCACUCGAAAGUGUGUUACAAAAACCCUGCCCUUUUGUUGAAAGACCCCAAUCAGACAAACCUUGUAAGCGGCGAGGGUGGGUUUUUAGUUCCAACUAGUCAAAGGUUUAAUGCUGCAACCUGUAGGAAGGCCAUUAAUACCUUUGUUAUCCUUGAUGAACAUUUCUUUAGAGUGGUUGAGGGUGUUGGUUUUAAGCAAAUGUGUAAACAAUUGCAACCCCAAAUGGCUAUCCCUACUAGGAGGACCGUUGCUAGGGAUUGUUUUCAGCUUUACCUAGCUGAAAAGUCACGUCUUAAAGCCUUUUUUAAAUCUGAUUGUGAUACCAUUGGCAUGAAAGUCGAGGACGUUUUGAGGGAAUGGGGGCUUAGGAAAGUGUCUACAAUUACCCUGGAUAACGCAACAGCAAAUGAUGUGGCUGUGAGUUAUUUGGAUAGAAGACUUAAGAGCAAGAAUGCUUUACUGGGUGUAGGUGAUUAUUUGCAUAUGAGGUGUGCUGCCCAUGUCUUGAACUUGGUAGUGAGAGAUGGUGAAAAAGAACAUGAAGGGUCUAUUGAAUCAGUUCGCACUGCUGUUAGGUUUGUAAGGUCUUCUCCACAAAGAGCUAUGAAGUUUAAGGAGUGUGUUGAACUUGCGGGCAUAACUUGUAAAAAAAAACUUUGUCUUGAUGUUUCUACAAGGUGGAAUUCCACUUACCUAAUGUUGGAUGCUGCUGAAAAGUUUGAAGCUGCAUUUGACAAUAUGAUUGAUGAGGAUCCUGGAUACAUCGAAUAUUUUGACCUCCUUACCGGUCCACCCGGUUCUCAGGAUUGGAAAAAAGUUAGGGCUUUUGUGGUUUUCUUACAAACCUUCUAUGAGGCAACCAAAGUAUUUUCAACUUCGCAAGAAGUGUUAAAUAUGAUAAGUAUUGGGGGGAUGUGGGAAAAGUGA